AUGAAGAUUUGGACAUUAAACGACAUUGAUAUCGGAGCCAAAUUGGGCAAAGGGGGAUACGGUAUCUUGCAAAAGAGCACACCUUUUUGCAAUAAAAGUUAUUCCAAAGCAGCAAUUGCUUUAGAUUAUCUUCAUUCUAGAAAUAUAAUUCAUAGAGACAUUAAACCUCAAAAUAUCUUAUUGGGAGUAGACAAUGUUCUCAAAAUGGCAGACUUUGGUUUCUUGGUUGAUACUAUGGAAAGACGUAAAACUGUCUGUGAUAUGUUAAAUUACCUUCCACUAGAGAUGGUAGAUCGUAGAGCCUACAAUCCCAAAGUUGAUUUAUGA
Entrophospora candida is the source of this 327-nucleotide messenger RNA. The record is from the annotation of a GenBank genome assembly. NCBI's taxonomy places the organism in Eukaryota, Fungi, Glomeromycota, Glomeromycetes, Entrophosporales, Entrophosporaceae.